AUGACUUCUUCUUUGCAUAUCUCUAUAAAAUCAAUCAUUCCCCUCAGGAAACAUAAAAACAUGGUUCUUCAUCUACAACUAAUUCUUCUCCUUCUAGCCUUCAUCUCCCACGAACCUGAAGCCAUAGCACAAUAUCUAGAACCUUUCACUUCCCAAGUUGCACCAGUAACAAAACAUGCUGAUGCAGCUACACCACUCUAUAGCAUUCAGAUGAAGAUGGCUGUAUGGGUAUACAUACCAGGCAUAUAUAAAAACUUCUUUAUUGACAUAGACGCUCCUUUCACAUGGCAUGACUGCAUUGUGGACUGGAAUAGUUGGAUUAAUGAAAGCAGCAAUUGCCUCGGUUGA
Molecule: messenger RNA, 348 nt
Organism: Lactuca saligna
Lineage: Eukaryota; Viridiplantae; Streptophyta; Magnoliopsida; Asterales; Asteraceae
Source: the annotation of a GenBank genome assembly